Nanorana parkeri is the source of this 2268-nucleotide messenger RNA. RefSeq names its product solute carrier family 26 member 2 (gene SLC26A2). Gene Ontology annotation, biological process: transmembrane transport. Gene Ontology annotation, molecular function: secondary active sulfate transmembrane transporter activity; oxalate transmembrane transporter activity; chloride transmembrane transporter activity. The transcript has 3 exons. Bases 89 to 2224 code for a protein of 711 amino acids. Gene Ontology annotation, cellular component: membrane. The record is from RefSeq and is a predicted model, not a curated record. NCBI's taxonomy places the organism in Eukaryota, Metazoa, Chordata, Amphibia, Anura, Dicroglossidae.
AGGGGGCGGGGCUAAAGUCUUGUAAAUGACAGCUCAGCUGGCCGACCACCUCCACUCAUCUCAUCACUGUCACAGAAAAUAAUUCAAGAUGAAUAGUGAAGUCAAUGACAAUCUCCAAGCCAUUCACAGGAGCCCUCAUCCUCCAGGUUCUAUACUGCUGGAAGAAAAGGAGAAGAAAACAAUUCCUCUACAAAAACAAGUAGCCAAAAAAAUUAAGGAGACAUGUAGCUGCUCACCUAGUAAAGCCAAAGACACUUUCUUCGGUUUCCUGCCUGUGCUACGAUGGCUACCCAAAUACAAACUAAAAGAAAACCUACUGGGAGAUUCCAUGUCUGGACUUAUAGUGGGCAUCCUGCUGGUUCCGCAGUCUAUAGCCUAUUCACUUCUUGCUAAUCAGGAGCCCAUCUAUGGCCUUUACACCUCAUUCUUUGCCUGCAUUAUUUAUUUCUUAAUGGGAACCUCUAAACAUAUUCACGUUGGAAUAUUUGGAGUACUUUGUUUAAUGGUGGGUGAAGUUGUGGACCGGGAACUGCAAGCCGCAGGUUACGACAAACUGGAAGGUCAAGGAAGCCAUUCCGUAAAUGUUUUAGUAGGAAAUGAGACACUUAAUAUCAAUCAGACUUUAACGAUGGAAUGUGAUAAAAGCUGUUAUGCGAUUAGGGUAGGAGCUACAGUAACAUUCAUGGCCGGAGUCUAUCAGGUACUAAUGGGAAUUCUGCAAGUGGGCUUUGUUUCUGUAUACCUGUCGGACUCCUUGCUUAGUGGAUUUGCAACAGGUGCAUCAUUCACAAUCCUUACAUCUCAAAUAAAAUAUCUUUUAGGCUUAAGUAUACCACGUGCCAAUGGAAUUGGCUCUUCUAUAUAUACUUGGAUGUAUAUCUUCCAGAACAUUCACCUGACCAACAUUUGUGAUCUUGUUACCAGCAUUUUGUGCCUUUUAGUUCUGAUUCCAACCAAAGAACUUAAUGAAUGUUUCAAGUCCAAGCUUAAGGCUCCAAUCCCUGUUGAACUCUUUGUAGUUGUCGGGGCGACUCUUGCCUCUCACUUUGGUCAUCUCAAAGAACAAUAUGGCUCUAGUAUUGCAGGGCAUAUCCCUACUGGAUUUCUAAUGCCAAAGCCACCAGAAUGGAACCUAAUUCCCAAUGUUGCUUUAGGGGCUUUGUCCAUUGCAAUAAUUGGAUUUGCAAUCACGGUCUCCCUCUCAGAGAUGUUUGCUAAGAAACAUGGGUAUGAGGUGAAGGCCAAUCAGGAAAUGUACGCUAUUGGAUUCUGCAAUAUCAUCCCAUCAUUUUUUCAUUGCUUUACCACAAGUGCCGCACUUGCCAAAACACUAGUUAAAGAGUCUACUGGCUGCAAAACUCAAAUCUCAGGAAUUAUGACCUCUCUGAUCAUUCUGCUUGUCCUCUUGGUAAUAGCUCCUCUUUUCUAUUCACUUCAGAAAUGUGUUUUGGGGGUUAUAACCAUAGUAAAUUUAAGAGGUGCUCUCAGAAAGUUUUUAGAUUUGCCCAAGAUGUGGAAAGUAAACAAAGUGGACACUGUCAUUUGGUUGGUUACCAUGUUUGCAUCUGCAGUAAUUAGCACUGAGCUUGGACUUUUGAUUGGUAUCGCAUUUUCUAUGGUUUGUGUCAUUGUAAGAUCUCAAACACCAACAUCAUCAUUAUUAGGUAGGGUGGAAGCUUCUGAAGUUUAUGAGUCUAUGACUGUCUACAAGGAUCUCAACACCACAAAAGGUGUCCCGGUGUUUCGAUUUGAAGCCCCACUGUAUUAUGUGAACAAACAUUCUUUCAAAUCAGCACUGUAUAAACAUAUUGGAGUGGAUCCGCUUUUGGUGGCUACAGCAGAAAAGAAAGCAGCAAAAAAGAAAGAGAAACUAAACAAAAAGAAUGUCAUUAUAGAGAGCAAAUUUGCUGAGGUGGAAACUUUUUUGCAUCUCUACCAGGAACAAAUGCCCCUACAUUCCGUAGUUAUUGAUUGUAGUGCAAUUCAGUUCAUAGACACUGCAGGUCUAAACACUUUAAAAGAGGUCGUAAAAGAUUAUAAUGAAAUUGGGGUCCGUGUUUUGCUGGCCCAGUGCAAUAUGUCUAUGAGGAAUUCUCUUAGAAAUGGUGAUUAUUUUAAAAAGGAAGAAGGUUUCUUGGUAUUUUAUAGCAUCCAUCAGGCUGUGCAGUAUGCACUAUAUGCACAGGAGCAAAAAGAUGCUUGUGUGAACGGGUCUGCUGUUUGAUUGCACUUCUAGUUUACAGUUCCAGCAGGUGGUGCUAUAUGUUA